Melitaea cinxia (Glanville fritillary) is the source of this 762-nucleotide messenger RNA. RefSeq lists its product as uncharacterized. NCBI's taxonomy places the organism in Eukaryota, Metazoa, Arthropoda, Insecta, Lepidoptera, Nymphalidae. The transcript has 5 exons. The coding region runs from base 1 to 759 and encodes 252 amino acids. The record is from RefSeq and is a predicted model, not a curated record.
AUGCCUAAGAAUAAAAGAUCAAGUAAACAAGAAGACAGCCAGAGCUUACCAAGAGAUAACAAGUCUAAAUCCAGCCUUUCUUCCCAAUCUGAGCAAAAUGUUAAAAUUCUGAAAGACAUUAAAUCAGGUACUAACAAUAAAAAACCCCCAUUGAAGAAAACUGGUUCACGCGUCCAACGGAAGAUGGAACGAGUCGAGAUGCUUGCGCGUCCAACUGCAAGACGACUUCGUUCUUUGUGGGAUGAAAAAUGUGCUAUUUUACCCCGCGAAAGAAGAGAUAAAAUAAAAAGUGCUCUAGAAGACGAUUACUUUCUCAGUCCUGAACAAACAGAGCAAUAUUUUCAAGCGCUUAAUGAGUCGACCAAACGAUGGUCUGGUCCAGGCGGGACGAUCAACCGCAAAGAGAACGCGGAGAGAGCCCGGGAGUUGCGACAAAGACAGAAGUGGCUCAUUGAUUUCAGUGCACAGGUGGCGUACCGUUUAUGUGAUUACAUUGCAAAAGGACAAAAGGAGAUGUUGGUUUCGAACAGAUUGAGAAGUAUUGCAGAUGUUGUGCUAGAGAGAGUGGCCGAAAUAUUGGGAGAACCGAAACCAUCCCGUACCCAUCCCGGUCGCCUCGCUCGGUUCAUGGUCGCCAUAUCAGAUCGUAUUGCGGUCUGGAUCGAGAACGCGGUGUACCGUGCUGAUGCAUUAGAACCUCGGGAGUCAGGUGCUGACGAGCAUAUGCGACUUGAUAAGGAAAAACCGCUGUUAUCCUAAUUG